GCCUCGGAUCGGCAGCGUACGCCGCUCGGCACCGCAGCUCUGCAGACUGAGGACACGCUGGGAUCGCCCGGAGUUUCUUCCCACCAAUUCCUGCGCUGAUCACAUCCCUGUUGGAUUGUACUCUCUCAGAUCUGUGGCCGGUGGAUUGUUGGGCAGCUCUGACAUGGCCAAAAGGAAGAUGGAUGACAUCGUGCGGAGCUGGAUGGUGGCCCUCAUGCUCGUGUGUAAUCUAACAGAGAUUUGUGUGAAGGCUAGCCUUGAGGUGAAUGACACCCAGCAGCAGCAUCCCACCAACGUCUACCAUGACAUCGGAGUCACCAGGAACAAGAUCGUGACAGCACAGUUUGAGUGCUACCAAAAGAUAAUAAAGGAUAGACCAUCGACAACAAAUGAGCCCAUGUGUGAUCGUACGUGGGAUGGGUGGCUGUGCUGGGACGACACCAGGGCGGGCUUCACUUCACAGCAGCACUGCCCGGACUACUUCCAGGAUUUUGAUCCUUCAGAGAUGGUCACUAAAGUUUGCACUGAUAGUGGCCAAUGGUUCCUGCAUCCUGAGAGCAACCGGACGUGGACCAACUUCACCCGCUGCAAUGAACACACCAAUGAAAGGAGAAUGACGGCCAUGAAUCUUUUCUACUUAACCCUCAUAGGACACGGGCUGUCGCUGACUUCCCUAUUCAUCUCCCUGGGAAUAUUCUUCCAUUUCAAGAGUUUAAGUUGCCAAAGAAUCACCCUCCACAAAAACCUCUUCUUCUCCUUUGUUCUCAAUUCUGUGAUCACCAUUAUCCUGUUGACUGCAGUGGCAAACAACCAAGAACUGGUGCAGAGGAAUCCAACCAGCUGCAAAGUGUCCCAGUUCAUUCAUCUGUACCUGUUUGGCUGCAACUACUUCUGGAUGCUGUGUGAGGGGAUCUACCUGCACACUCUCAUUGUGGUGGCUGUGUUUGCUGAAAAGCAGCACCUCAUGUGGUACUAUCUUCUAGGAUGGGGGUUCCCUCUGAUUCCGGCUUCCAUACACGCCAUUGCUCGAAGUUACUACUACAAUGACAACUGCUGGAUCAGCUCCAAAACAUCACUACUCUACAUCAUCCACGGUCCAAUCUGCGCUGCUCUCUUGGUGAAUUUGUUCUUUCUACUAAACAUCGUGCGGGUGCUCAUCACCAAACUGAAGGUGACCCACCAGGCAGAGUCGAGUCUCUAUAUGAAGGCUGUGAGGGCCACUCUCAUCCUGGUGCCUCUUCUGGGAAUUCAGUAUGUCCUUCUUCCCUACAAGCCUGAAGGACGGGUCUCUUCUGAAAUAUACGACUACAUCAUGCACAUACUAAUGCAUUACCAGGGGCUGCUGGUGGCCACCAUCUUCUGCUUUUUCAAUGGAGAGGUCCAAGGGGUUUUGAGGAGGCACUGGAACCAGUAUCGUAUCCAGUUCGGCAGCAGCUUAGGAGCCCAUGCCGACGCCCUGCGCUCGGCCUCCUACACGGCCUCGUCCAUCACCGAGGUGCAGGGCUGCUACAGCAUCGAUGGCAACACAGAACACAUGAACGGCAAGGGUUGCCACGACAAUGACCCCUGCAUCUUUAAAUCAGACCACCCCCUCGCUUGAGGACAGGACUCGCUCCAAGCCCUGCCCCGCGCAGCCCCGUCUCACCUCAAAAACUACAGCAUGUUCAGAGAUUCCUGGCAACGAGGGCAACGUUAUGUUGAAGAGAUUCAGAACUCGCCCCCUCCCUGCUCAUACUCCUUUGCUGAUCAACAAUAAUGGUGAAAAAGGACUGGACACACAGGCUCUUACCCACUUGGAGCAAUUUGCUACCUUCCUCUGUCACACCGGCAUGGGCCCUUUACCAGUACUGUAGGAUGAGCUUGGCGAAAAUACUCCUGCGCUGCAUUUAGUCCACAGUUUGAAACCACUUCACUUGGUUUCAUAUAUAUUCUGAAUAUUAUGUCACUGUCUCUGUCUAUUUUUUUUUUUUUUUUUUUUUUUUUUUGGAAAUGGGUGAGUAUGAACUGACUAUCCUUUUGGGAGCAUGUCAUGCACACAAAAGCCUUCACUUUUACUGUAAAUUGCCAAAAAACAAACAAACAAAGAAACAAAAAACAUCUUUGUGACAUGAUCAGUGCCAAACCAAGAAAUCCUGUCUGGUUCUUUUUUUUUUUUUUUUUUGGUCCAAGCAGAACAAAGAUAGAAUCAUAAAUAUGAAUUAAAUUAAAGCCAUAGAUUAGAUUCCCAUUCAUUCACAUUGAUUAAAUAAAAAUGAAAUGAACAGAAUGCAAAAAUUAUUCAAAAGUAGUCAAAAAAGACGUGAUACAUCUUAGGCUAACUGGAGUAUAUCACUUAAAGGUGCACAAUGCAAAAUUACCAAGUGUAGAUUGAAAUGAGGACUCUGUAGACUCAACUGACAAAAGCACAAUUGGUCAGAGAAUUGGCCCAGUGGUGAGAACCAUGAAGACUCAGCCAUGAAAUUAUGUGCUUAUUCCACGUUUUUCCUCAAGGGCCCUCACUUCAGUCAGCUCCAGGCAGUUUUGCAUAGCACAAAUACCAUUAACACUCGGUGCCACCUUGACAAGUUUCAGUCUGAUUCUUGUUGGUUUCCCAUCUGCCUGUAUGCAUGCUGUCAUGGCACAGGCUUUCCAUACCCAUACCUUUAGUCUGUGGGCUCCAUCUGAUGAUUUUUAUUGAGCUCACUGUCACUGUGAAACAUCAGUCAGUUGAUUUCAGCGAUCUCUUUUUGAUGCGUGAAUCCUUCCAAAGUAAGCCAUGAAGCGCUGACUGGCAAAUUCUGAAGCUGUGCAACUACCACAAAAUCCCAUGUAUCCUCAUUAUACCUUAAUGUGAGUUGUACAACAAAUUGUGAAGAUCUGGCUAUGUUGAAAGCAUAUCACACUUGCACGCAUUGCUUUCCCCUGGCUUUACCAUGAUUUAUAAACAAGCAUCCAUAAUCUUUCUAGAUGUAACAGGAUUAUAAAGUCUCAUAAGAAACUGCAAAAAAACAAUGACAUCACAUGCUAUUUACAAAGCAUCUAUGUAAAGAAGGCUUGUGGAUAUAGAGUUUAAGUAAAAUCUUGUUUUCACUCAUGGCACUUUUUUUUUGAGUUCUGCAUUCACUUCAUCUAUAAUCAACAUCCAGUUUUUUUUUUUUUUUUUCCAACUUUAAAAAAAAUGUUCAACAUGUCAUUGUCCAAAAUGCUGGGAACACUAAUUACUAACCGCUGAUGUAAAUAUUUUUGUAAAUCUAGCAUUUGUGAAUGGAGCGCGCGUGUGUGUGUGUGUACGUGCGUGCAUGAUUUAUAUAUACAGUAUUUAUGAGUACAUUAUCCUCAGAAGCAUUCAACCAUGAAGCAACCGUCUUAUGUGAUGUAGAUGUGUGUGGAUGUGGGGGUUGUUGCUGAAGAAGUUGUUUGCUCCACUUUUGUGUUUUGAAAAGGGAGGGUCAGGGAGUGGGUGCAUUACUAACAAUGGGGCUCUCAACAGGUUAUCCAUAUUAUAUGCUAGUGUCCUCUAAUUUUCCCAUUUUGCCUGUGUUUGAAAUUGAAGAAAGACCAGCACCACUACGUUCUCUUAAGUUACUUAUAAGUUACAUAAAAUCUCUCCUGACACGCUCAUCAAUAAAGACUAAACUAUUUAUCGUAGCUUCAUGAAUCUGUCAUGAAGCAAGUUAGGCUGAUAUGAACAUGCUGACAAACGGGGACUAACAAGAUCUGCAUCCAGCCUUCCUAAACACGUGGCUGCUCCCUUUAUUAUUUCAGUGAAGGUUAACGAAGGCCAAGGUCAGGAUUUUCCGAGAGAAUCAGAAGCUCUGCGAGAAUUAUGCUGUAUUCACAUGAGCUUGUAAUACAGUCUUUAAUAAUACAGUGAAUACGUGUUUUAUAAACUGCUGGUACAAUUGAGAGGUUUUCAGACACAAGCAAGGUUCAAAAUUAUCUCCCACCAAGAGCCAAAUGCCAUUAAAAUUUGUCAUUUGUAGUAAUACAUUUAAUAUCAUUCAAAACAGGCUGGGCUA
This is a messenger RNA of Myripristis murdjan (pinecone soldierfish), 3998 nucleotides long. RefSeq names its product calcitonin receptor-like a (gene calcrla). Gene Ontology annotation, molecular function: adrenomedullin receptor activity; calcitonin receptor activity; calcitonin gene-related peptide receptor activity. Gene Ontology annotation, cellular component: plasma membrane. Bases 164 to 1600 code for a protein of 478 amino acids. The transcript has 13 exons. Lineage: Eukaryota; Metazoa; Chordata; Actinopteri; Holocentriformes; Holocentridae. The record is from RefSeq and is a predicted model, not a curated record. Gene Ontology annotation, biological process: cell surface receptor signaling pathway; angiogenesis; adenylate cyclase-activating G protein-coupled receptor signaling pathway.